Molecule: messenger RNA, 681 nt
Organism: Saccharomyces kudriavzevii IFO 1802
Lineage: Eukaryota; Fungi; Ascomycota; Saccharomycetes; Saccharomycetales; Saccharomycetaceae
Gene: YAF9
Product: YEATS domain-containing protein YAF9
Exons: 1
Coding region: 1-681 (226 amino acids)
Biological process (GO): regulation of DNA-templated transcription
Source: RefSeq, a predicted model, not a curated record
AUGGCUCCACCAGUAAGCAAAAGAAUCAAAACUCUGUCUGUUAGCAGGCCAAUAAUAUAUGGUAAUACGGCUAAAAAAAUGGGUAGUGUUAAACCACCAAACGCCCCUGCUGAGCAUACCCAUUUGUGGACAAUUUUUGUUAGAGGCCCACAAAAUGAAGAUGUGUCCUAUUUCAUCAAGAAAGUUGUCUUUAAACUUCACGAUACUUACCCAAACCCUGUAAGGUCUAUAGAAGCACCUCCGUUUGAGCUCACUGAAACGGGCUGGGGUGAGUUUGAUAUAAACAUCAAGGUAUAUUUUGUAGACGAGGCCAAUGAGAAGGUUUUAAACUUUUACCACCGAUUACGACUUCAUCCUUAUGCCAAUACCACACCAAAUACCAGCAAUGGAAGUGAGCAAAAUACGCCCGGUCGUAAUGCUAAUGAUGUAGAAGUUAGCUCCAUUUAUUUCGACGAGAUUGUAUUCAAUGAGCCAAAUGAAGAAUUUUUCAAAAUUUUAAUGAGCCGACCAGGAAAUGUUCUACCUUCGAACAAAACUGAAAGUUGUGUCUACUCAAAACAACUAGAACAAGAAGAGAUUGACAGAAUAGACAUUGGUAUAGAAAAGGUUGAUAGAGAAAUACAUGAAUUGAAACAGAAGCUGGAAAGCUUGAUAAAACAAGAAGCUAUUAAUGGAAAUUAG